This is a messenger RNA of Manis pentadactyla (Chinese pangolin), 1131 nucleotides long. It is a transcript of the gene UPP2, whose product is annotated as uridine phosphorylase 2. Gene Ontology annotation, cellular component: cytosol. Gene Ontology annotation, molecular function: uridine phosphorylase activity. The record is from RefSeq and is a predicted model, not a curated record. Gene Ontology annotation, biological process: uridine catabolic process. NCBI's taxonomy places the organism in Eukaryota, Metazoa, Chordata, Mammalia, Pholidota, Manidae.
AUGGCUCUGAUUUUUCCUGAUUCCAGUAAAUCCAUGAAACCUGACAGGAACACAUAUGUUAGCUCUAGGGGACCUGGUAAUGGGCGUAACACUGCCGUUUGUGCUGGUGGGAGUCCCAGCAGAAUGAAAGCAUUUGCCCUGUUUAUGCACAAGGAGCUCAGGUUGGAGAAAAGUGUAGAGGACAUAUGGGACAUCUGUGCUGGGACAGAUGGACACUGUAUGUGCAGAACCAGUCCCAAGCUCUCCAGCAGCCAUCACAUUGGCAUCUGCUGCAUUUCUGUUAUGCUUCAGGAGCUAAUCAAAUUGCUGCAUCAUGCCUGGUGCUGUGACGUUACCAUUAUCAGAAUUGGUACAUCACAGGGAAUAGGGAUUGUGCCAGGGUCUGUUGUAAUAACAGAUACACCUACAGACUCCUUUUUUCAGCCCUGGUUUAACGUAAUCUUGGACCACAUCAUUACCCAAAGUCUGGAACUUGACAAGGAACUGGUUGAGAAAUUAUUCAACCGCAAGGAAAUUCCCAACUUCCCAACCUUCACUGGACAUAUGAUAUGUGCCCAGGACUUUUGUGAAGGUGAGAAGAAUGGUUGAUUAGAUGGAGGGCUGAGCUCAUUUUCCAGAGAAGAAAAGUUAGUUUACUUGAAGAAAGCAUAUAAAGCCAGCAUCAGGAACAUUGAAACGGUCUCUACAGUGCUUGUGGCCUUGAAAGGUUUAUGUGUCUUGGAGGUUGCUGUGGUCUUUGUGCUACUUCUCAACAGACUUGAACGUGACCAUCAUGAUGUUACAGUCGAGUGCCAGCUAUGGCCUCAGCCUCUAAUCUCCAACUUCAUCAAACAACAGCUUGGACUUUGUGACCAGAUGUCAUAACUGGGCAGCUCUAGUUAUGCAAUCCUUCCCUGCAAGGCUGUAGAUCAAGUUGUAAUGCUGAAGUCGUAUAUUAUUUGUGGCAUUUUCCCGCAGUUCUCAUCUACAUGCUAAAAUCAUAACAGAGUGAUUUUAUAAAACCUCUUUCUCUUAAAAAUGAAUUUACUGUAAAAGAAUUUAAUACUUACGCAUUAAAUUCAGAUUUCAUUUUAGAAUAAGUUAAACAAGUCAGUCGAAUAAUUAAAAUUUUAAAACUCCUGGAUUGUGACA